AUGAUUUCUGUCAUUGACUAUGAUGCAACAUAUCAUGAAUUGUAAAUUGAUUAUUCUUAUGAAGACAAGCUAAGAGAAAGUUCCUUGAUGAAAGUGUUCAAUCUAUGUAAGAUUAAAGUGAUCAUAAAAACAAUUAAGCUCUUAUUAAGUUAACAACUGAAUAGUUAAAAUAAUUAAAAUUGGAAAAGUAAACAUUAUCUUAACAAUAUAGAAAUACUCAAUAAUAAAAAUAUUCUGAUUAUAUCAAUUAAGUCAAUGAAAUUUUGUAAAGAAAUAGAAAUAGGUAUUUUAUUCCAAAUCUAAUAUAGUCUAUUCAAUUUGCAUUAAAAGGAAGACAAAUUAUAUUAAAUUAAAACAAGUCUAUAAUCUGAAUUAUUAGCCUUUAUACCAUCAGUGUAAAUUUUAUCAAUCUAUUAUUAGAGGUUUGCGUCAUAAGAAAUUAUUGUAAUAAGAAUAAGUGGAUGUUAAAAUUAGAAGACAUAAACAUAUAAAUGAAGAAAAACUAAGAUAAUAAUAAUAACUUAGAGGUAUAGGAGAUUAAGAAAUGAAGCAAAUUUCAUAAAAUUUAUCUAAAUAUGCAAGAAAUGAUGAAAUUAAUUCUCCUAAAUAAGAUGAUAAUAAUCUUGAAAAUGGAUCUCUUGUUAUGUCAAAGAGUUUUAAUCAAUCUCAGCCCAGAUAAAUAUAAUAACAAUCAUAAAUAUCAUAAAAUUUAACUCCUGUAGUUAAAAAUCAAUUUUAAUAAAAACCAUUAAGAGGGCAAAUAUAAUCUUAACUUUAAUAUGAAGGUUAUGAGGAUGAUGAUUGA
Molecule: messenger RNA, 805 nt
Organism: Paramecium pentaurelia
Lineage: Eukaryota; Ciliophora; Oligohymenophorea; Peniculida; Parameciidae
Source: the annotation of a GenBank genome assembly